AUGACACGACGUGUUCAUUUGGUUAUUCUAUUUUUGUGUCUCGGACUGAUGUGUCCUCUUGUAACUGGAAUUUUUAUGGACAAGCUUGCCAGUAAGAAGCUGUGUGCUGAUGACGACUGUGUCUACACCAUUUCCCUUGCCAGAGCAGAAGAGGAUUAUAAUGCUCCAGACUGCCGAUUCAUUAAUAUUAAAAAAGGGCAGUUGAUUUAUGUUUAUUCAAAACUAGUGAAAGAAAAAGACUCUGGAGAAUUCUGGGCUGGAAGUGUUUAUGGAGAACAGUAUGAAGACCAUAUGGGGACAGUUGGUUAUUUCCCUAGCAGUUUAGUCUCAGAACAACAUGUCUAUCAAGAAGCAAAUAAGACUGUUCCUACAACGGACAUCGAUUUCUUCUGUGAAUAGCACUGAAAGCGGUAAUCUCUUGGCUGCUACCAGGGAAAGCUGACAGGAGGAAACCUGGACACCCUCCUUGAACACGCAGCCCUUCCUGUAAAAGAUGUUUGUGAAACAAGUCAUCUGUCUUCAAAACAAGAAAGUUUUCAUUUAAAAGGUGUGAUUUGGAAUGGGGAAAUAGUCCCACACAGGAUUUGUUCUUUAGAAAUUUUUUACCUGCAUAUACUUUAUUACUAGUUAAUAAAGCUAAUAGCCUUUGAAAUGCUGUAAG
Messenger RNA from Grus americana (Whooping crane), 661 nucleotides. RefSeq names its product otoraplin (gene OTOR). Lineage: Eukaryota; Metazoa; Chordata; Aves; Gruiformes; Gruidae. Gene Ontology annotation, molecular function: protein binding. Bases 1 to 399 code for a protein of 132 amino acids. The transcript has 4 exons. The record is from RefSeq and is a predicted model, not a curated record. Gene Ontology annotation, biological process: cartilage condensation.